Molecule: messenger RNA, 246 nt
Organism: Microthlaspi erraticum
Lineage: Eukaryota; Viridiplantae; Streptophyta; Magnoliopsida; Brassicales; Brassicaceae
Source: the annotation of a GenBank genome assembly
AUGAGCGUGUUUCUGCGAUUGGGGGCUCCCCGGGGUCUCGUCAAGGUCGAGGAGCGCGCUUUGAAUCUGUCGAGGCUGGACCUUAAGUCGGAUUUCCAGGCGGGUUCGGCGUUUGCCUUUGCCGAAAUGGCGGUGCUUCUCCCAGCGUCGUGGCGAUGUAUCCAGUUGUAUCGAGUCCGUCGGUCUCGUCGUACAAUACUGGCUCGAUCUUCGCGAGGUGUUGGUUUGAGGGUUCGGCUAUCAUAA